Molecule: messenger RNA, 1174 nt
Organism: Cylicocyclus nassatus
Lineage: Eukaryota; Metazoa; Nematoda; Chromadorea; Rhabditida; Strongylidae
Source: the annotation of a GenBank genome assembly
CCGCGAUGAGUGAGCGUUCUGUUGAACUAAACUGAAAAACCAUCUGCAGAAAUGAGUGGCGCAACCAGUGCAACGCAGCGUCUUCAGCCGAAGCGUCAGACUCUUGACGAAGCGUAUGCACCACCGGCGAAUUUUCUCGAAAUAGAAGUGGUGAAUCCGAUUACUCAUGGAGUGGGAAAAAUGCGCUACACUGACUAUGAAAUCAGACUGAGGUCCAAUCUGCCAGUUUUCAAACAAAAGGAGUCAAGUGUGCGACGUCGAUACAGCGACUUCGAUUGGCUUCGUGGAGAGCUAGAGAGAGACAGUAAGAUUGUCGUUCCGCCGUUGCCUUCGAAAUCACUAAAGAGGCAACUUCCAUUCCGCUCUGAUGAUGGUAUUUUCGAGGAAGAUUUCAUUGAAAACCGCAGGAAAGGACUCGAAGUUUUCAUCAACAAGGUUGCGGGGCAUCCACUUGCACAGAAUGAACGUUCACUGCACAUUUUCUUGCAAGAACCAAUGAUCGAUAGAAACUAUGUUCCAGGCAAGAUCAGACCAACGUAAAGUUGUUCUUUGUUUGUGCGAAUCAUCAAUAAUUUAUUUUUUCUCGAUUAUCUACUUUCUUCCAAAAUGUCGUUCUGCUUUGUCAGCUUAUGGUCUUACUUUUACGUAAAAGCACAAUUCAUGUGAUUGCGGUAUGAAUGCUUAUGACAAAAGAUGUGUACACAACGCUCAAUGUGAUUUCUGAAAAUUGUACUGCAUCACGUGCUUACUCAUAGACUUUCAUUUGCCAAGUUUUCUCAUUUACAGCGCUUAUACCCAGUAUUGCUUUUUUAAAUUCUUCCAAUUUUGGCAAGAGCAGAGUGAUGCCACCCCUUCAUGCCUCCCCUAUGCAUUGUUCAUUAUGUAUCUAGAAUCACUGGUAGUCCUAAUAGAAAAACUUUUAUCCUCACGCGCAUACUUUUAUACGUUUUGAUUAUCCGUGCUUAUUUCUCGUGUUUCCAUACGUGCUCUUAUCGUCCAGAUUUGUAAAUAAAGUCCAUAAUAGUUUUGUGGUAAUUGGGGUGGUUGUUGAUGGUUUUUAUCUAUGCAAUGAUAUUUUGAGAUGUUUUACAGGUGUAUACCGAUGAUAGUAGAUUGUGAUUUCUCCGAUGUCUCUUUUACUUGUCCGUUUUAAUGAAAUAAAUUUUUUGCUAUU